Erythranthe guttata (spotted monkey flower) is the source of this 2453-nucleotide messenger RNA. Lineage: Eukaryota; Viridiplantae; Streptophyta; Magnoliopsida; Lamiales; Phrymaceae. The record is from RefSeq and is a predicted model, not a curated record.
AAGUUCCACGGUUGAUUAAUGGGUAAAAUUGGAUUGGAUGCAAUGUGCAGUCGAAAAUAUAAAAUAGGGGUUUUUUGUUAGUUAAAAUAAUAGAGGGACUGUUUGCAAAUUGAGAUAACACAAGGGUUUUAAAAGCAAUUUAGCUAUGACGGAGUUUCACAAUUAAAACCGUGUACGAGCACAUAGCUAAUUCUCUCCCACUUCGAACCCUAACCUUUAACAAUCGUCAUUAUUUUCCGAAAAUUAAAAUUCUUCCUCCCUCCGGCAACUAGAUUGGAACCAGUUUUCCUUUCUGCACCUGUAAUUUGAGAGGGAGUAGGUGAAGAUAUAUUCUGGAGCUAGAUUAUACUCUCACAGUUUGUUGAAUAGGAAUGUCCACUGCUGAGGCAUCCCCAAGUAGCCUUGGGCCGAGAUAUGCUCCGGAUGAUCCAACUCUACCCGAACCCUGGAAAGGUUUAAUUGAUGGAAGUACAGGCGUUUUAUAUUAUUGGAAUCCUGAAACAAAUGUUACUCAGUAUGAAAAACCGGCUUCUGUGCCACCACCUUUGCCGCUUGGGCCACCACCUGCAGCUUCCACACCUAAGAUGAAUCCUGUACCGGCAGCCAGAGACAGUACUCAAGUUCCUCAAAAUCAGCAAAUGGUGCAAACACAUCAACAAAUGCAUGUAGUUUCACAGGCCACUCAACAGCAAGCUGGACCUCCUGGGCAGUUUCAGGGGUCAUACAUGGGGCCAAUUCAACAUGGACCGGAGCAAGUGAGACCACAAAUGAUGCAACAGCAUGGUCAACAAGGGCCAUCUCAGUGGGGACAAAUGUCUACACAGCCAGGGCAACAAGGAUUUCAGCAGUCAAUGCAGCAAAUCCCUAUGCAGACAGGGCACCAAGCUCCUUAUCAGUCAAUGCAGCAAAUGCCCCAUGUCCAACAUGGUCAAAUGUACCCUGGUGCGCAGAUGGGAUCUCCACAUGGUUAUCAAUUUAGCCAUCAGCAUUCACAAUACAUGGUGCAUCAGCAGAAUGUGCCUCCUCAAGGGCCACAAAGCUCCUUGCAACAGGUGCCUCACAAACAAGAGCAUAAAAUGGAACCUGGUCAGAGAGACGAUAUUGAUUUUAAUCAAGGGAAACAGCCAGGAUUUUCACCCGCCAAUCAGCAUUUGGUACAAGGGCAACAAUUUCCUCAUCUCCGAGAGCAAAAAACUGGAAUUCCUCAGAGAGAUGAUGUUGAGUUUCAACAAGGAAACCAGGCAGGGUUUUCACCUGGCCAGACUCGGACACCAUCUGUGCAGAAGAUGAGCAUUCAGCUAAGUCAAAAUGCACAGUAUGGGGGAUCAUCUGCUAAUACGCAACAGAACAAUCCUUCGGCUCAUGUGCAGCAAACAGGAGUGGAAUUACCACACGCACAACAUGGUUCUAGGUUUCAGAAUCAGAUAGGCCCUGGGAUGGUGCAUGGCCAGCAGCAGAAUCCACCGCCUGGUAGAUCAAAUAGGCCAUAUGAAGAAAACCAUCCUGGGAGACCUGGAAAUGAUUUAUUUUACAACACUCCAACUGAUGUCAGUGCAAUGCCCCCUCAUUUACCCAAACUUGCACCACUACCCAUGACCAGAAAUCAGCAGGAAAUGAGGACUGGUGAUUUCCCCCCUCAAAAUGUUGCACCCAGUCUUCCAGUGAAUAUGAAUGGUCCUGGAGGCCCUCCCUUGCAUGGGGCCUAUGGUCAUGCAUCUGCUGCUCCUCCAUAUCCAAACAAUAAUUUUGUGAGGCCUCCUUUGGCAAUGAUGGGAUCUUCAGAUCCUAUUCAUUUAUCAGCUGCAGAAAUUUAUCGUCAAAAGCACGAAGUCUCAGCCACGGGCGAAGAUGUUCCAGCUCCAUUUAUGACGUUUGAAGCCACUGGAUUUCCACCAGAAAUACUGCAGGAGAUACAUUUUGCUGGUUUCUCUGCUCCCACACCAAUUCAGGCACAGACGUGGCCUAUUGCUUUACAGGGCAAGGACAUAGUUGCUAUUGCGAAGACAGGAUCUGGGAAAACGCUAGGAUACUUGAUGCCGGCAUUCAUACACCUCAAGCGAAGGCGUAAUAAUCCUCAGAACGGCCCAUCUGUUUUGGUAUUGGCUCCAACCAGGGAGCUUGCCACCCAAAUCCAAGAUGAAGCGAUCAAAUUUGGGAGAUCAUCUAGGUUCUCUUGCACGUGCUUAUAUGGUGGUGCUCCAAAAGGACCUCAGUUGAAAGAGCUAGAACGGGGAGCAGAUAUUGUUGUGGCAACUCCUGGUCGGCUCAAUGACAUCCUUGAGAUGAAGAGGAUUGACUUCAGGCAGGUCUCGCUUCUUGUUCUUGAUGAGGCUGAUAGAAUGCUGGAUAUGGGAUUUGAGCCUCAGAUCCGUAAGAUUGUGAAUGAGAUUCCUCCGAGAAGGACCCCAUGUUGGCUUCGUACGAGCUGCACUGCCGUCUUGAAUAAAUCCUGA